AUGGCCGCGCUGCAGCCAGAGUCUGCGCUGGUCAUCCUCACCCGGGCCUUGUUUGUGGCGCCAAGGAGCGCGAGACUGCACUUUGAGCGCGGGGCGUUGCUGGAGCUGCUGGGCGACGUCGGCGCGGCGGCGGCGUCGUUUGCGCUCGCUCAAGAGUGCACCAAGGACGACGAGUACAUGCUCGGGCGACGCGCGCGCGAUCGCGAGGCAGAUGUGCGGUACACCGAGGGCGUGCGGCUGUUGAAGGAGGGCGACGCGGAGGGCGCCGCCCGGUGGCUGGAGGCUGCGUGCGAGCUCAAGCCCGAGGCUGCAGGCAUGGCCAUCCACAAGGCUGCGGCGUAUCUGGCGCUUGGCGCGCAAGAGGCAGCGCUGGUGGUCCUCACGCAGAUUGUGGACAAGGUCGAGUCGGAAGGGAGCGGGUCGGAGACCAAGCUCGCGGCGCUGGCCAUGCGGGCGACGCUGCUGCACAACAUGCGCCGGCUCCGCGAGGCCCACUUGGAUGUUAUCCGGCUGCUGCGACUCUCGCCGCGGCACAGGAUCGGACUUGCACUCUCGCGGCAGUGGGACACGCUCCAAGCCACGUACCGGGUCGAAGCUGCUCACAAGCAGCUCAACGGCGAGAUGGAGGAGGCGGCGACGUCGCUGGCACGUGCGCGCGAGCUCGCGCCCGACGAUCCGGCCCUCAUCCUGCGCGAGUGCUCCUUGGCGCGCCAGCAGGGCGAGCACGAGACGGCCCUGGCGCUGCUCGACUCGCUCGCACAGAGCAGCAAAAUGACAGCCGUGCAGCGGAAAACUCGCGAGACGUACUACGCGCUCGUCCACAACGACCUCGGUGUGGCGGCGUACCUCACCGGUGACCAUCUCGCCGCCAUCCGCGCGUUCAACAACGCGAUCAAGACCGCGCCGGCAACGGCCGCGUUUUACAUCAACCGCGGUGACGCGCGCCGCGACUCGGGCAAGCUCGAGCUGGCCAUUGCCGACUAUCACUCAGCCCAUGAGCUGCUCGCCGGGCUCCGUGACACCAGCUCGACAGAGCAAAAGCACCAGCUCGACCUGCGGCUUUCGGUCUGCCACGACCAGCUGGGCUCAACCGAGUUUGUGCGCGGCAACUACGAGCACGCGGUGCUCGAGUUCUCGCAGGCAAUCAAGCUCGCGCCGGUCGCCGAUUACUACGUUCACCGCGCGCGGGCCUUCAUCCAGUCGCACGACCUGGCGCGGCUGCGCGAUGACCUGCGGGCGGCUCUCGCGCUCGACCCGGAGCAUCGCGAGGGCGUCGAGCUGUUUGCGAGGUACUUUCCGCAUGCUGAUGCCCUGCGCGAGUGA
This is a messenger RNA of Thecamonas trahens ATCC 50062, 1323 nucleotides long. Its product is annotated as tetratricopeptide repeat domain-containing protein. Gene Ontology annotation, molecular function: protein binding. The transcript has a single exon. The record is from RefSeq and is a predicted model, not a curated record. NCBI's taxonomy places the organism in Eukaryota, Apusomonadida, Apusomonadidae. The coding region runs from base 1 to 1323 and encodes 440 amino acids.